This is a messenger RNA of Empidonax traillii (willow flycatcher), 2811 nucleotides long. RefSeq names its product angiopoietin like 4 (gene ANGPTL4). NCBI's taxonomy places the organism in Eukaryota, Metazoa, Chordata, Aves, Passeriformes, Tyrannidae. Gene Ontology annotation, molecular function: enzyme inhibitor activity. The transcript is spliced from 7 exons. Gene Ontology annotation, biological process: triglyceride homeostasis. The coding region runs from base 1 to 1428 and encodes 475 amino acids. The record is from RefSeq and is a predicted model, not a curated record.
AUGCGGCUCGGUGGGGCGGCGCUGCUGCUGUGCGCGGCGGGGCUGGCCGUGGCCCCCGCACCGGGAACCGCACCGGGGGCUGGGGCCGAGCGGAGGGCGGCGGCGGGACCCGUGCGGGAGCGGAGGGCGCAGUUCGCCUCCUGGGACGAGGUGAACGUGCUGGCACACGGGCUGCUGCAGCUCGGGCACGGCCUGAAGGAGCACGUGGAGCGCACCAAGGGGCAGCUGCGGGAGCUGGGCGGGCGGCUGAGCGCCCACAACAGCUCCCUGGGGCGGCUGCUGCGGCAGGCGCGGGAGGCGCAGGAGCGCGGGGAGCGGCUGCGGGGCAGCGUGCGGGAGCUGGAGGGCCGCGGCCGGCAGCUGCUCAACCUCUCCGAGGCGCUGCGGCAGCGGCUGGAGGAGGUGGCUGCUGACAAGGACGCGAUCCAGGGGCGGCUGGAGCUGCUGGAGGGUCGGGUCCGACUGGCGCUGCAGGCGCGGCCGACCGGGAACCAGAGCGCCCGGGACCUGGGGGCGCUGCAGUCCCUGAUGGACGCUCAGAACCUGCGGAUUGAGGAGCUCCUGCAGAAAAUCAAGCAGCAACAAUACAAGCUGGACAAGCAGAAUCUGCAGAUUAAAAGCCUGCAGAGCAAGGUCAAUCUACUAAUCCCCCUACACCACAACAAAACACAGUCUCCAAAGUGGAAGAUAAAUCUGAAGAAGAGCCUCAACCUCACCAGCCAGAACCAGAAUGGCAGCGGGGAGCCUGUGCCAAGGCAGAAGCUCCCCGAGGGUUGCCACCAGCUCUUCCUGGCCGGGCAGCAAAGCAGCGGGGUUUUCCAGGUGCAGCCCGUGGGAUCCCAGCCCUUCAAGGUCUACUGUGACAUGACCGCAGAGGGUGGCUGGACAGUGAUCCAGAGGCGCACGGAUGGCUCCGUGGACUUCGACCAGCUGUGGGAUGCCUACAAGAAUGGCUUUGGAGACCUCCAUGGUGACUUCUGGCUGGGCCUGGAGAAGAUACAUCACCUUGUCCAAGAGGGAAAAUACAACCUCCUGAUUGAGCUGGAAGACUGGGAGGGUAAUUCGCAGGCGGUUCAGUUUGUCUUCAGCCUUGGUGGGGAGAGCACAGCCUACAUGCUCAACCUGCUGGGGCCUCUGUCUGGAGAGCUGGAAAAUGCCAUCGGGGACUUCAGGCAGCUGCCCUUCUCCACUCGGGACCGUGACCACGACCUCAAAGCUGACACAAACUGUGCCAAACACCUCUCAGGUGGCUGGUGGUUCAGCACCUGUGGCCAUGCCAACCUCAAUGGGAAGUAUUUCCGCUCCAUCCCCCGCCAGAGGCACGAGCGCAAGCAGGGCAUCUUCUGGAAGACAUGGAAGGGCAGGUACUACCCACUGAAGUCAACUGUCAUGAAGAUCCAGCCUGCAGCACUGGAAGCAGAGCCCUAACGCUGCCACUUGAGACUUGACCUUCUUUGUGGAGCGUGGACCUGAGCUCCAUCACGUGGUGUUUACAGAAAACAACCCCUUUCCCUGGAAAAUCCCCCGAGAUCUCCCUGGGUGAGCAGUCCUUGAGUAGCACGACACAGCUCCUCGCUGUAGGUAAAAAACAGCUCCAUGUUGCCAAAACCCCUGGAUGGGAACUCCCAAACCUGAAGAGGAGCCACCAGCAGGGAGAUCAACCUCCAGAGCAUGCACAAGGGUCUUCCGACCUGCCACGUGCUGCUGCCGCGAGUUCAAGUUUGUCUGGUGCUUUUUUUUUUUGUCCUGUCUUAACAUUUCUGUACUUUUUCGAUGCCCUGUGGCGAGGGCAAGGGGAGCACACGGAGUGUCUCACUGCCCUGGACCCCAGCGCUGGGUGCGGAGCCUCGCUGUGUCCCAUCCUUCCCUCUCGCUCCCAAAUGGUGUCCCGCGUUCCCUCCUGUGAGAGCCCUGGAGCCUCUGGCACCUGCCAGGGCUGGUGAGCCUUGGGCAGCUCCCUCUGUGCAUCCCCUGCCCUGCUGAGCUCUGCAGGGUGUGGUGGGGGGUCUGAGGGUCACCUCUGCAGAAGGAGACCUCGGGCUCAUUUGCCUUCCCUCUGAAGACCCCGUGUUUCUGGCCGUGCUGGAAUUUGCCAGGAGCUGGGAAAACCGCUUCCAGCUCCAAGGAUGAUGGGUGGGAUCCUGCAGCUGCUUGUGUGAGGGGGCCAGGUCCUGAGGGGCCGUGUUUGGAGCCUGCCAGUGCUGCUGGGGAGGGGUAGGGUGAGCAGUGGGAGGGCACAGGUACGGAGCAGUGACUGUCCCUGGGCAGGGCACUGUCACUGUCAGCCCCCUGAACCUGGGGGCUGCCUCCUCCCACCACACACCUCGUGCUUUGCAGAGGGACUGGCGCUGUCCCACGUGUGUGUCCCAGCACUGAAAGGUCAGGGGACAGCAGCAUUCCUCUGCAAAAGCCCCAGCUCAUCAGGUGAGUACCCUGAUGUGCGGCAUCACCUCUGCUUUUUGGGGUGGGUGUGUGGGGAGAGGUGGCCAAAACAGGUCCCCAAAAACUGUUACGGGCCAAGCUGCAGUCUUGGGGCUUCCCAAGCAUCCUGCCCUAUUGAAGUCAUAUUGACUACUGUGCUAGAGCUCCUAGCUGCUAAAUACUGUACAGAGUUGUACGUAGGAUGUUGGAUCCUGUUGAUGAAUUCCUUGUUUUAAUUUGUUUCCAUAUUUAAAUGCAGUGUUAAUAACAAUGUGGUGUAAUUUAUAAAUGUUGAUGCUGAAAAGAAAAGCAAGUGUAGUUUGUGUAUUUUAAACUUUUUUUUGUACUAAAAUAUCUUUUCUGAAGAUGUCUUUUAAUAAAAACAAGCCU